AAAGGACAUAAAAUUUGCAUUUAUGGAAUGGCGUGCCGACAAUUUCCCAUUCGCCAGUCACAGAUUCUGUUCCAAUUCUACCAUCCGUGAGAAGAGAAACGAAGAGUGAUUGUUGAUCGAAGGAAAUUUCCAAGACUGACUCUCUUUUUGACUCUGUGCACUGUGCUUCUUUAUCUCCAGCGUCUCUCCAAAUCAAUUGAUAAUUGGACUCUUCGUCAAAAGGUCUCUUUGAAAAAGACAGGUGCAUAAAACCCUUCUCGCUAAGCUAUACUUGUCCUUGCUCUUACCCCCGAAGUAUCAGGCUCCCCGGUUGACUCUGCCAAUAGGGAGGGUUAAUUACUAAAGAAGGUUUCUGCUUGCUGGCGUUGAUUUCUACUUCUAUGCUCAUGCUUUAUCAAACAGUGAACAAUAAAUGAAUGCAGACAGAAUGCUGGAGUCUACUCUUGAGGAGAUACUUGAGGUUAUUAAACCCUUACGAGAGGACUGGGCAGUGCGAUCUACAAUUAUAGAAGAGUUAAAAGAUGUUGUUUCAUCUGUUGAGUCUCUUAGAGGUGCAACAGUGGAGCCAUUUGGUUCAUUUGUUUCCAAUCUCUUCACUCGAUGGGGAGACUUGGAUAUCUCUGUUGUGCUAUCAAAUGGUUCAUAUAUUUCAUCUGCUGGAAAGAAGCAUAAACAGAACUUACUUGGAGAAUUACUAAGAGCUUUGAGGCAGAAAGGUGGAUGGCGCAGAUUACAGUUUGUCCCAAAUGCUAGAGUUCCUAUCUUAAAAUUUGAGAGUGGCCGCCAGAGCAUUUCUUGUGAUAUUUCAAUUGACAAUUUACAGGGACAAAUGAAGUCCAAUUUCUUGUUCUGGAUCAAUCAGAUAGAUGGUCGCUUUCGUGAUAUGGUCUUACUGGUCAAGGAAUGGGCCAAAUCUCAUAAUAUCAAUAAUCCAAAGGCUGGGUCAUUGAACUCAUACUCUCUCAGUUUACUUGUUGUAUUCCAUUUUCAGACAUGUGUGCCUGCUAUUUUACCUCCCCUUAGAGAAAUUUAUCCAAGAAAUGUUGUUGAUGAUCUUACAGGUGUGAGGACUGCUGCGGAGAAACGCAUUAAAGAAAUAUGUAAUGCUAACAUAUCUAGGUAUAUGUCAGACAAAUACAGGGCAGCCAAUCGAAGUUCCCUUUCUGAGCUUUUCAUUUCUUUCCUUGCGAAGUUCUGUGACAUUAGUUCAAAGGCUGCAGAGCUGGGGAUUUGCACAUUCACGGGACAGUGGCUAGAUAUAAAAAGCAAUAUGAGAUGGUUACCCAGAACAUAUGCAAUAUUUAUUGAAGAUCCUUUUGAGCAGCCGGAAAAUACUGCAAGGGCUGUCAGUGCUCGCAACCUGAAAAGGAUAUCUGAAGCAUUUCAGAUGACCUACCAGAGGCUUGUUUUGGCCAAUGGCAAUCAGGGUUCUCUUCUUAGCACGUUAGUCAGGCCACAUAUAUUAAAGUUCAUUGCAGGGAACCCUGUGCGGAACCCAAGUUAUACUCCUAUGCACUAUCAAAAUACUCAUCUACAAAUCAGCAGGGCUGUGGCAUCACCAUCACACGUGCAUCAUCAAAUUAAACAUCCUAACCAUUUCACCAAGCAAAGACUGGAAAAUCAUGCCAACAAUUCAAAUUCACAAGAUCAGCAUCCAGUUCAGACCACGAGGCUGGAAACAUAUCCAAAACAUUUCACCAAGCGAAGACAAGGUCAUGCUGAUGAUACAAGACUUGAAAAACAUCCCAAUUAUUUCACCGAGAAAAGACUGGAAAAACAUCCCAUCCACUUCACCAAGCAAAGACAGGAAACUCAUUCUGACAGUUUGAGCAAGCAAAGACAGGAAAGUAAUCCAAAAAAUUCAACCAGGCAAAACCCUCAACAUAUUUGGAGACCAAAAUCUGAUGGAUAGAACUUAGAAGGCUUCAUUUUUUCUCCUUUUGGGUUAUUUUCCAGAAAGGAAUGCCAUACUAUUGUUUGAGCCUUCGGCAUAUUUUACAGAUGCUCUGGCUUGUGGCUGAAGCAUAUUGUCUGCGGUUACUGUAGCAGAAAUACUCUGUAAUGAAUGACUGCUUCUAGAAUUUAGGAUGAGAAGGGAACAAAUCAUUAUCAUGAAAGUUUAUGUCUAACUGGGAGGAUAAAAUGGAAUUCUAGUUGUCUGUGAACAUAAAAUUUUUUGAGGCACUCAGAACCUGAAAGGGCAAUGCAUUUCUUUGGAAUACCGUUUGGCAUUUGCCUGCA
Molecule: messenger RNA, 2241 nt
Organism: Jatropha curcas
Lineage: Eukaryota; Viridiplantae; Streptophyta; Magnoliopsida; Malpighiales; Euphorbiaceae
Gene: HESO1
Product: Nucleotidyltransferase family protein
Molecular function (GO): RNA uridylyltransferase activity
Source: RefSeq, a predicted model, not a curated record